Molecule: messenger RNA, 2073 nt
Organism: Branchiostoma floridae (Florida lancelet)
Lineage: Eukaryota; Metazoa; Chordata; Leptocardii; Amphioxiformes; Branchiostomatidae
Product: dermatopontin-like
Exons: 4
Coding region: 102-785 (227 amino acids)
Biological process (GO): collagen fibril organization
Cellular component (GO): extracellular matrix
Molecular function (GO): extracellular matrix structural constituent
Source: RefSeq, a predicted model, not a curated record
ACAGCUGCAGCUAGAACAGGGUUCUGUCGAUUCUGUCAUUAAGACAAUUUCUUGCCAUAGCGUCGCUCAGCUAACAUAUUGCAUAAAAGACUUGCAUCACGAUGUUGCUUGCAUUUAGUAUGAUGAUCCUUCUUGCCGUCACAAAUGCGGCCCCGUCAACCUUGAGGGUAGGCGAAGAAGUUCUGUCGAGCCAGGAUCGGGACCGCCGCCAUGCAGUGGAAGCAACAACCAACGUCAGUCGCCAAAACGUCGGCCUAGAUGUUACCACCACGGCCCCGACCCCAACCUGUAACACGACUGGUAAAGAGACUGAAUUCGGUGAUCCCGUCACAUUCGAAUGUGAAAAUCAGGUCAUCUCAUCAGUUACCAGCAGCUACAACUGUAGUUCCCCGUCCGACCGUGCCUGGGCGUUUGACUGUAAGGCUGUAACGGGUGUAGAGUUGGAUGAGUGCUUCUGGUCGCCUUACAUCAACGACUUCGGGGGGAUCGUGGCUUUCCAGUGUCCGUUCAACAGCCUCGUUACCGGGUUUUACAGCCCUUUCCGGGAUGACAAAAACGACAGGCGAUGGAAGGUGAAGUGUUGUAGGCCCGGUUCCUACCUCGCGUACAACUGCCUGACAACCAUUGCAAGCAACGAGUGGAAUGACAACUUGAAGUUCUCCUCCCCAUCUGGCUACUUUAUGCGGGGGAUCCAUAGUGACGUCAGCACAGGGAAGAGGGAUCGUCGUUACCAGUUUGAUCUGUGCAAGCUCAUCAAGAAAAAUACUGACAACCGUUACGGUUGAUGAACGUUAACCUUCAAGUCACGCUAUUUGAGGAUCCACAUGGAUCUGAUGGAUCGAGUGAAGCAUGAUCUACAUCUUAUUGCUCUUCCCUUUUUGUUUCAUUGCUUUUAUUCUAAGAUAUAUACAUACAACCAAAGUUGACUAACGUACACGUUACUGUUUAACAUAUGCUGGUUAUGGUGGGUGACGCCUUUGAUGUCAUCGUUCAAUUACAUAAGGUGUCAUUGUCCUAUUCUUUUAUUCAGCCUCAUUUUCUUAACAGGAAUAUGAUAAAGCUAUAAACUGUAUCUCAUCUGUUCAGCCAUUCAGUCCAUUAAUAUUUUUCAGUUUUAUGAUAAGGCUAAUCAAUAUUUAGUGCUCUUUACUUAAUAAUAUGUACAUACUGUUAAUCAUCCUGAUAGAAGAAAAUACAGUUCUGUCUUCAGAAACUGGACAUAUUUUCGUAUACCAAUCUUCGGCUAAAAUAUCUCUGACUCAAUGUUUUCAUUGAAACAAAAAUUGAACCACAAACACAGACACACACACACACAUACAUAUACCAUCCUAAGUACCGACAAUUCUCAUUUCUUUCCAUUUUUUGCCAACUUGGAAAUGUUCCACAGAAAUUGCUAUCAUUUUACACAAAAUCUUGCUAAAGUUCGUACACACAUAAUUAUAACGUUAAACGUUAUAUAUCGACGGGAAUACCGAAAAUCAACCGCUCUUGGCCACAUUCUUUGCCUAUAAAAGGCAGGAAAAUGACAUUUUAAGUUAUGAAAAAUUCUAAAUCCGGACACACUAGAUUACGAUAAGUUACAAUGCUCACACAGCAACAUAUGUUUCUGUAUAUUCAUGGCCUUACAAACAUACACCGCCCUUUAUUCAAUGGAGUGGCAGUUAAAAGAACGACAGACAACCACUAUCAACAGCAUGAUUUGCCUCUCAAAAUGCAGAAAAUACGGACCCCCAAGAUUGCGAUGCAAUGUCUUGCCUGUGACGCAUUCUAGUAAAGCUAAAGGUUGCAAGAGUAGAGUAUAGCAGCUGGAAACUGGAACUGCAGGGCUGCCAUUGCUUAUCGCGGAACCACAAUAUUUGUUACGGGACAGUUUGAAUUAUGCAAAUCAGAUAUGUGUACAUCAAUCUAUUUCUAACUCUCUUAGACUACAUCAGAACCAGUAUUCUAUUUUUAAAUCCACUAAGUUGCUAAUUAAGGGUUAAUGACCCGCCCCGAGGUGUAUAUCGUGUCAUAACGCCUGGUCCUUUGCUAUAACCACCGAAUAAAACCGCCGAGUGAGCGAAGCGAGGAACA